AUAAUCUAUGGGGCCUACUUCAGACCGCUCCUGGUGUACGUCAAUGAAGUUGUCAACUCACGACCCUCGAAAGACGUUACCCUCAUUGAGCGUGUCCAGCGGGCCGCUACGAGAAUGGUUGCCGGCCUCAAAUCCGCGAACUACGAAACGCGUCUCGAGAUGCUUGAUUUCUUUCCCCUGGAGUACCGUCGCCUCCGAGGGGACCUAAUUCUUACUUACGCCCUGUUUGACCCUGCAAACACCCGGCGAGGACAUAACGGUUACUACACGAUAGGAUUCGCUGACGAGAAGGCUUCGUAUGCUGAUUUGGUGACGGAAUACGACAGGAAAGUGGAAGAAUUUUUGAAGUCUGAAAUACUUGCUGUUCACCCCGACCACAAGAUUAUUGCUGAGGAAGGUUACUCGGGUUCUGCCGUCCUAACUCAAGAACCGACGUGGAUCAUCGACCCAAUCGAUGGCACCUCUAAUUUCGUUAGCAGAUUGCGAACUAUGGGAUCUGCUGCGCUCCAUAUCUGUCAGGUGGCCGGAGGUACUGGGGACGGAUUCUAUGAAUUCGGCAUACACUGUUGGGACUAUGCCGCCGGUCUUCUCAUCGUCCGUGAAGCCGGUGGUUUUUGCUGUAACUAUGAUGGUAUGUCCAUGUAUUUUCUCGAUGCAAACAAUUCUUUGGGACUG
Messenger RNA from Opisthorchis viverrini, 675 nucleotides. RefSeq lists its product as hypothetical. Gene Ontology annotation, molecular function: inositol monophosphate 1-phosphatase activity. The annotation marks the transcript as partial. The transcript has 4 exons. The record is from RefSeq and is a predicted model, not a curated record. Lineage: Eukaryota; Metazoa; Platyhelminthes; Trematoda; Opisthorchiida; Opisthorchiidae. Gene Ontology annotation, biological process: phosphatidylinositol phosphate biosynthetic process; signal transduction; inositol metabolic process.